AUGGCGUCUCUUCAUCGCUCUCUGAUGUCCUCGUCGAUCAAAAUCUGCACUUCGUCGUCUUCUUUAUCGAAAAGAGCGCGACAACGAAGAGGAAGAGCGUUUGUCUCGCUCGACCAAUCUUUGGUGAGUUCUUCGGAUUCUUCUUCUCGUGAUGAUGAUGAGGAUUUUUCAUCGUCUCGGCGGCGGAAUCGGCUCGUAGGGAAAAAAGAGGAUUUUGCUUCGAGGAGGAGGAGGAGGAUAAAGACGCGAGCGAUGUCAUCGUCGUCAUCAAAUAAUAACGUUCGAAAUCCGCACCGAGCGAAACCAAACGUCCAAUAUUCCACGGUCGAGUUGACCUCAGAGUACGUUUUAGAGAAGAACUUUCACCCGAGUUACGACCACAGAAACGACCCUUUACGAGAAAACGACAGUCGAUUAAACUCGCUGGCGUUUCACCAUAAAAAUUUGGAGGAUGUGAUUGCGUUAUCAGAGACGAGAGGGAAGAACAUGGUGGCGCCGAUGACGACGCGGGUAAUUUUCCCGGAUUCUUACGACGAGACGAGGGCGACGCCGUACCCGAUGGUGAUUUGCGUUCCGGGCGAUCCGGGGUACGGCGUGGAUUACGAGGACGGGUAUUAUCACGCUUCGACAGAAGAUAUCGCCAGAGAAGGGAUGGUUAUGGCCUUGAGAGAUUUAGAGUAUCACAAUAAGAACGAUUGCAUCAUCGUUGAUUUGUGUUUCAACACGUACACGUGGAUGAACGACAGCUGUUCGAGAAACCACGAAUCGUAUCUCAUGAAUGUCGUUUUACCGGAAUUGUUAGGGUACGAGGCGACAAACGUCGGAAAGAUUUCCUUGAUUGGGUACGGGACGAGCGGGUAUGGCGUUUUAUCGUUGUUGUACAGACACCCGGACGUGUUUCACAGCUGUCGAGAAGUCGUCAGGAAAGAAUAUUUAGAGAGCUCGACGUACUCGUCCCCGAAAGGCUCGGAGAUGGAAGAGAUAACACCACCCGGGGAGAAACCAAAGAGUAAACAAACGAAAGAUCAAGAGGAUGAAGAAGACGAAGAGGCGAAAGAGGAGAAGAAGCGACGACGAAGUUUGCGGUAUUACGACGCGUUUCCAGAUUGCGGCGAGUCCUUCCCGGACGAACACAAAGUGUUGUUAUUAGCGCACGCGGAUAAGAACAUCGAAGCGUUUUCUGGAGACCCGCGAGUGGAACAGUACCCGCGGUUAGCUUUAAUCCCUAUGGUUGAGUACGGUAGAGAAGUCGAGUGGUUUUCCGAUGCCAUCUCCAACGUCACCACGCACGACGUGCUCACCGGCCACGAGGAGGAAGAAGCGUGCCAUGUCGGCCCGUGGUUAGCCACCGCGUUGGAUUGGUUGAGAGAAGAUUUAGGAGGAGGAUGA
Bathycoccus prasinos is the source of this 1389-nucleotide messenger RNA. RefSeq lists its product with no specific name. The record is from RefSeq and is a predicted model, not a curated record. The transcript has 2 exons. The coding region runs from base 1 to 1389 and encodes 462 amino acids. NCBI's taxonomy places the organism in Eukaryota, Viridiplantae, Chlorophyta, Mamiellophyceae, Mamiellales, Bathycoccaceae.